GGCGCAGGAUCUCGGUCCCUCCGAGCCCGCCGCCUCCAGCUUCCACCGCUGGGAUUUCAGGCCGUCACGGGCUCCAGCGACCCUGUCGUGAUGUCUCAGACUGUGUUAAAACAUGCUCAAGAGCUGCCCUCCUUCAAGCCCAAGCUCAAGACCAUCCAAGUCAUCACCAAGGACCUGAUCCGGGAGCUCAUCAUUCCCCAGGAGAGGCCCAAACCAUCUCUCAUCGUUGGAGAAAAGGAAUACGAGAGGAUCAAGGAAUCAGCUCGAGCCCCGACUGAGGUGGAGCACUGGGACAGGCUGAAGACCCUGAGAGCCAGACAGGACACAGCUUUUGAAGCCCUGAAAAAGGCCCAGAUUGAGGAGCAGAGAAAGGCAGAACUGGAAGACAAGAGGGACCAUCGGAGAGAUGUGGAGGAGGAGCUGCAGCAGGAGGAGAAGAAGCUGCUGCAGCGGGCAGCAAGGAUGAGGUUGGAGCAGGAGGAAGACGUGCGGGAACUGAACGCGCUGUUCCUCAAUGCCAAGUGCAACAUGAUCCGGGACAAACAAGUCCUGGAGAAGCAGAUGAUCCACAAGGAACUGGUGGAGGAGGAGAAGCGCCUGGACAAAAUGAUGGAAAUGGAGCGGGAGAAGGGCAUGGAGGUCCAGGAGGAGCUGGAGCGCCAGAGGAAGCAGGAGCUGAUAAGAGCCCGGCAUGACAUUGUGAAACAGAUGGAGCAGAGGGCAGAGGAGCAGGCAUUGAGGGCUGAGGAGCUGUACCAGGAGGGCCAGAGGCAGCUGGAGCGACUGGAGCAGAUGAAGAGGGAGGAUCGGAAGGCCUGGGAGCAGAAACAGGAGCGACUAAAGCAAAUCCAUGCAGAUAUUAAAUGUUUCAACGUGGAGAGCCAGAGACUGAAGGAUCAACAGCGGGAACAGGACAGGCUGGAGGAUGAGCAAGUGCUGAAGCAGCAGCGGCAGAAGGCUGAGCGUGAGGCCACCUUGGAGGCAAAGCAGCAACAACUGCGCCUGGAGAAGGAAAAGGAGCUGGCCCAGCUCAGGGCCACACAGCAGCGGGCCCAGGACUGGCAGGCAGAGCAGGAUGCUCUGAGGGCCAAGAGGAACCAAGAGGUCGCAGACCGGGAAUGGCGGCGGCGGGAGCUGGAGAAGGCACGGAAGAAGGCUGAGCUGGAGCAGCAGCUGAAGCAGGACCGGCUGGAGCAGGUGGCCCAGAAGGAGCAGUACCUGGCCAUGCAGGUGGAGCAGGACCGCCAGGAAUUCCAGAAGGUGCUCAGGGCCCAUCAGGAGCAGCUGGAGCGGGAGAAGCUGGAGUGGGAGCAAAGAGAGCUCCGGCAGCGUGCCCAUGCUGAAUAUCUCCGGCAGCAGAUCCAGGAGCUGCAGCAGCAGCGGCAGCGGGAGCGGGCGGCCCUCAUUGCCGAGGGCCGGCAGCAGCAGCAGGAGGUCCGGCAGCGCAGCCAGCGCCUCGCCCAGUUCAGGCAGCAGAAGCUGCAGGAGUUCAGAGCCACCGGAAUUCCUGACAAAUAUUUUGCCCAGGUGGAGUGGAGGGCCCAGAGCCAAGCCAGCAGAGCCCCCUCCUAGGCCCAGACCCAUGAGGAACCAGCUGGGAUUCCCCACGGAUUUGAGGCUCCAUUUCCAAUUGUCCCGGGUUACAAGGUGGGGUGUACCCAAACUGUGGUCUCCUCCCAUCUCCGCCAUCCUGAUGAACUGUGAAUGGGUGGGUCACUCCCUGUAGCUGCCUAGUGCACAGCUGAGCCCUCAGGCUGCAAGCUGGGUGUUCCACAGGGGAAGGAGGCAAACCCUGCAGGCAGCGUUCGUCUUCCCAAACUGACUCAGCCUGUGGAGAUCUAGGCCAUCAAGGAUUCCCCAGAACAUCCCAUGAUUCAUCGGAAUACAUAAUUCCACUGUGAAGUUCCCUGCCCUGGGGAGGUACUGAACGUUCCUGCCUGAAUCUGACCAUAUAUAAUUUGGGCUCUUUGGGAAUUUGGGAUACCAGCACCGCUCAAGGGACCCAGGGGAGGACUAGACCUUCUACAGGACCACUCCUUUCAACAGGACUGCAGCCAUCACUUCAACAGGACUUCAUCCACCACCCUGACCGACAGGAUGCCAGGUUGUACUCUGCCUUUGUGGUUUUAACCCAGUUUUUCUGUAUCAUUGCAUUUAUUGUAAUCUUUCUAUUAAAUUGUAAUUCUGACUUGAAAUCUCUCUCAAGGAAUUUGUGCAGUGUUAAUUUCUCCCACUGGUUUACUUUCAAACCAGCACAUCCACUGACUGAGUUUUCCAAUAAAUAAUAUUUUCUGAGCA
This is a messenger RNA of Lonchura striata (white-rumped munia), 2298 nucleotides long. RefSeq names its product cilia- and flagella-associated protein 45. Lineage: Eukaryota; Metazoa; Chordata; Aves; Passeriformes; Estrildidae. The record is from RefSeq and is a predicted model, not a curated record.